CGACAGCUGCGGCUCCAUCCAUCACGCUUUUUUGGUCGGCUGUUUGCUCGUGCGGCUCGCAGCUGCGCGAGCAAGACAGGAAGAGGGAGAGUGAGACAGAUGUCGUGUCGACCUGAACUGCGAGUUUUUCCUGCAGUAGUAUCUGCUCCCAUCCGUCGUCGUGUGCCAUCGUCACGCCAGCGUGCCUCGAAAGUGGUCUCGCCGACACGGCCAUGCGGUGUUUCCAGCAUCCCCGUGAAAGGGAAGCUCGCCGCGUCAGCCGCUCACCGCAGCAGAAAUGGCACUUCCUGACUCGCAUCUUUCUGACUCGCGUCUGCCUGGCUCGCGUCGGCCUGAGAGGACGGCCUACUCUCAUCGCCCAUGUCUCUCGUUGGCAACGUGUUUGACGUGGCAAGUCUUAUAUUUCAACGUGGGAGAGCAGCGCCGCCCGGCGAGCCCCGCCGUUGUCGGCAACGGGGGCCCGGGCCGAGUCAUGGCCGCGGCUCCACGCGUGUCGUGUGAACCCCGCGCACGCGCGGCGAAGUUUUCCGAAUUCGCUAAUGAUGUUGGCGCAAGCCGAGCCGCCGUGGGAGCGGGUAUCUUCUUUUUGCAACCACCAGGCGUCCGCGCUGCCAUAUUUGAUUUAGAGCCCUUUCGAGGAAGGACCGUGUGAAUUCUUUCCGCACAAGCGCAAGAAUCGGCCGGCGAGAUGGUCUCUGCGAACACCCCCCCCUUCCUGUAACGAGAUUAGAGUAAAACGUGCCGGUCGAAGGACUCUUCAGCGUUUGCAGGUCUUACUAAGAAUGUGACUUCCAAGUUGAAAGCUCUACCAACUCGCCGCUACGAGUGCAGACCGUCUCGAAUCGCCGCAGGUUGAGAAGAACAGUAGGCGUGCCGCGUCACCAGGCUCCCUAGCCCGCACCCGUCUUCAGUCCCGCCCGCCAAUUCAAUCACUGCGAGGAACGUUCGCCUCUGCUUGACUGCCUAGGCUGCCUCACUUCGUCUAGACUGCCUGCCUGCCUGCCCGUCCUUCAUAGAGCUGGAGUCAUGGGAAACCGACGUGGCUGCUCCUUCCCUCUGCCGCUGUUGCUAUUGCUCCUUGCUGCAGCGUGGCUGGUGCUGCUCCUGCCGUCCCCUGCUGUCGCCACUCGCAUCGACGACGCCCAAGCGGUGGUGCUGGUGGAGUGCGCAGCAGCAUGGGGCCGCACGUUCAGGGGGUGGCGGGAGGGGGGUGAGUGCAACACGGCGCAGUUCAUCUCCUGCGACGGCGCGGGGCUCGUCACCGCCAUGUGGUUGGACGGCAGAGGUCUAGUGGGCUCCAUCCCAACAGCCCUUGGCACUCUCACCUCUCUCACCGCUCUCAACCUGUGCUGCAACUCCCUCUACGGCCCCAUCCCUGCCUCCUUCAGCGGCCUUGCUUCCCUCGCCUAUCUUGACCUGCAGUACAACGCACUCAGCGAGUCGAUUCCGGAUGCCAUUUCGCUCAUGACCGCUCUUACAAGCCUCUUCCUGUCCAGCAACCAGCUAAGUGGAGGCAUUCCCCCAGCCAUUGGCGCCCUCGCAUCGCUCAAACAACUCUAUCUGCCCCAGAACAAGCUCUCAGAAAGCAUUCCCACGGAGAUGGGCAACCUGCUGGAGCUUCAGUCCCUGUUCCUCGACUACAACUGGGUGGCGGGCACCAUUCCUGACGCCCUGAGUGCCCUCACCAACCUGAAUCACCUGUCCAUGGCCGGCAAUCAGCUGGAGGGCGCCCUCCCCGACUUCCUCACCUCCUUCGUUGCGCUCACUCAACUGUACCUCAACUCCAACCUGCUCUCCGGCUCCAUCCCUGCAUUUAUCGGCAACUGUGUUGCUCUAGAAGUGCUUUCACUUUCAAACAACAGGCUGACCGGAGUGCUGCCUAUGUCUAUUGGUGCCAUGACCAACCUUCGAAGCAUCAAUCUGUAUAGCAACCAGCUUGAAGGGUCCAUACCGAGCACCAUUGGGCAGCUGGAGCAGCUCUCAUGGCUCUCCCUCUCCUACAACGCUCUCACUGCCGACCUUGACGACCUCACCCCACUGGGCAAUCUCGUCGGACUGCUGCUAUCUGGCAACGCCAUAUCCGGUUCGAUCCCCACAACCAUUAGGGAGCUCUUCAGCCUCCAGACCCUGGAUGUGUCCAACAACGAGCUCACCGGCAUUAUCCCCUCCACCAUCUCCGGCCUCAUCCACCUUACCUCUCUCAUGCUCGACCACAACAAAUUGGUGUCACCCGUUCCCCAAGGCUUGAGUGCACUGACUGUCUUGAAGCUCAUAGAUCUGCACGAUAAUGCGUUUUCUGAGGUCCUUCCACCUGCCUUCACAAAGAUGAAACGUGCUGAGUACAUGAAGCUGAGCCACAAUAACUUCACUGGUAGCAUCCCUGCAUCCAUAAGCUCUCUUCAGUCGCUCACAUAUCUUGACCUCAGUUACACGUUCCUGGAAGGCACUAUUCCCACCGCCAUCUCCAAAAUGCAACGCUUAUCCCGCCUUUACCUUCAUAUUUCAACUCUCUCUGGCUCUAUACCGGCUACCAUGGGCUCGAUGCUCAAUCUGCAGUACCUCUACGUGGACCCCGCUGCGACGCCGUGCGGUGCUGGGCGGUGCGAGGUGGUGCAGUACUCAGGCACAGCCUUCUGCCGCGCCUGCACGAACUUCUGCGACACGUGCACCAAGGUAGCACGCGCCCCUCCGGAGUGCAAGAAGAAGCGCCGUGUGUGCUCUAGCAAGUCGUGCCCUGGGCGCAUCUGCAUUCCGUUCAUUCGCAGCUGCCAGGGCUUCAAGUGCAUCUGACUCUCUGGCAAGGGGCCAGCUAGAGUGGCGAGGGCUACUGGUGCACAGACAUGAUGACUGUUCGUGUUUCCAUAAUAAGGUGUCUCAUGACUGGGCCGAGGGAGUGUUCCCAUGCUGGGCAGAGGCGGUUGCGGGAACCAGGUUAUUGUGGCAGAAGUUGAGGCAGUGAGGGCGAAAUGACGGAUGGCGAGAGGGUUGUGUUGGCGCCAGGUGGCAAGGCAUUUUGUGUACAUCGCUUUGUUUUGCUGGGCUGCGUGGUGGGCUGAGCAGCGACUUGUAGAAUGUGUGCGUGCAUGCUUGUCGUCGGUAUAGGAAAAUAUGCAUUCUUGCUAGCAUUACUGUUAGUGUAGUCAGUAGUAUUGAGUAGUUUGUGUUAUGAGUGUUUAACCAGAGUAGCGCGGAAUCGAAUGUGGUGACUACAAGAUAUAUGGUACAAUGGAAUGACGAAGCAAGAUAUACC
Messenger RNA from Closterium sp. NIES-67, 3250 nucleotides. NCBI's taxonomy places the organism in Eukaryota, Viridiplantae, Streptophyta, Zygnematophyceae, Desmidiales, Closteriaceae. The record is from the annotation of a GenBank genome assembly.